Molecule: messenger RNA, 1977 nt
Organism: Coniophora puteana RWD-64-598 SS2
Lineage: Eukaryota; Fungi; Basidiomycota; Agaricomycetes; Boletales; Coniophoraceae
Product: Mak10-domain-containing protein
Exons: 14
Coding region: 1-1977 (658 amino acids)
Biological process (GO): N-terminal peptidyl-methionine acetylation
Cellular component (GO): NatC complex
Source: RefSeq, a predicted model, not a curated record
AUGGGUGCCUUUGAGAUUGGGGAGCCGCGCUUCGACAGUGGAAUGAUGUCUGAGAACCCACCAGCCGAAUUCAGGCCCUUGAUGCCCCUGUUUCCACAGGAAGUGUGCUGGAUCAUGGACAGGAUAUUUGCUUGCGAGAUGGAAUGGCACGUCGGAUAUACACUUUCUCAGACAAUCUUCAGCUGCCACUAUGUGCACAACUUGCACUACAUCGAUCCCGAAUUCGUCGACCCAGCUGCCAUCACGAUUGACCUCUCACACUCGUCUGAUGCGCCAACCCCACGUUUCGACGAAUCCCAUCCUCCAGAACUAGUUACCCGUGUCCUGCUUGGCUCUGUGAUGGCGUUGCUCAAGUGCUGUGACCUCGUGUGGCGAGAGCUUUCCAAGGAUAACAUCAUUGACACAGAAGACUGGCAGAGCGAGAAAUGUGACGUCUCCAUGAAGGAGGGCUAUCCUGUUCGACACAUUCUCAACCUGCUGGACGCCGGUAUUUACUGGGUGGAAACCUAUCAGACCAGCGACCCGACAUGGGGAGACGCUCGCGAAGCUUUGCUAUCGAGGCUUCGAUUCCGCAAGCUACCUCAGCUUCUCCUACAAAUAUUCGACACGCUCCUCUCGAAAUCCUACUUCUCCCUCGAACCACUAAUUGCCUCCGCCCGUGCCGAACUCCGCAUUCUCCGCAAGACGCACACCGAGCCUUCACCCGAGUCCCCCGCUAGAACCGCCUUCGAUCCCCAGCUCGCACGAUCGCUGAACUCGUUUAUACCCCUGCAUGUCAUCGAGAUUUCGACUCAGAACGCAACGUGGGAUAAGAUGGAGGCGUGGCUGGAAGGGCUCAGCGAGAUGGGGCUGUUGGCGAGUACGGAGGACAUAUCCACUUGGGAGAUAGUGGGACAUCUUCAGACGUGGGUACCUGAUCCGAACCGGCUGAGGCCGUAUGUCCGUUCUGCCACUAUCUCCGCGUUCUCCGACGGCGUCCUCAGGAUAGACCGAGACCCACACAAAUACCUCCUCGAAGAGUGGCUCUACGAGCGCCUAGAUACCUCCCUCGGCACGUUUCAAGAAGCGCUAAGCACCCGUUGGCGCGCAGCGGGGCAGCCCCUCAUGUCCGAUUUGCAGGAGCCCCUGAGGCAGCUCCUCGCUGCACACAUCAAAGGCUCGUGGUACAACGGCCCGCGCCGCCGGCGACACUACAUGAAGUCGCUUGUGCACUGGCACGAGCUAUGUGUCACCCUGCAGCAUGUCUCGAGCUGCAUUGAGCCCGUUCAAGGUGCAGAUGUCGUCGUCCAGGUCUCGCGCCUCGCGCUCUCGUAUAGGUUGAGCAUCAUCCGCGAGAUCAUUUUCUCAGGCUUCCAGCUGGAGUUAUAUAACGCCGAAGAACGCGUGUUCGCGUAUUGGUACGCUGUGCAGGUUAUCGGUGCAAAUUUGGAGGUGUGGCAUGCCAUGCUCGUGGGAUUGGGCGAGGGCAAGCAAGACACGAAAGCGGCGCAAGAGCUGAAAUGGCAGAUUGGCUUCUUCAGAGCUGUCCAGGCGCUCUCAAGUGCCAUUUUUGCUGUAACGCUCAAGCAGCUGAAAUCUCCAUGGGAGCGCCUACAGCUCAACUGCGCACGGCGGUACAAGUGGGCGUCUGUGGACGAGUACGAUGAUUCGGACAUUGCGCCUACGGGCCAUCCGGAUUUCUGGGGAUUUACGCGGGCGUGUCAGGCCAUAAUACAGGACGAGGCGUUCUCCCCCGCGGCCUGCGUCGCAGACGCCAAGCAGAUGACCACCGAGCUUUCGAAUGGAAGAUGUGGGGGAUGGGCUGGGAGGUGGUGCAGUGAUCGUCUACAGUUUACGCGCCGGCUGAUCGACGUAUGUGAUGGCCUCUCCGGCCUACCAGAAAACAUGAAGGAGGCCGCUUCGUUCGAUCCAUCAUACCUGAAAUGGGACCUAGCGGUGCAUCCUUGGUUCCCAAAACUCGUGCAACCGUCGUCUUGA